Penicillium samsonianum is the source of this 2556-nucleotide messenger RNA. RefSeq lists its product as uncharacterized. The coding region runs from base 1 to 2556 and encodes 851 amino acids. The transcript is spliced from 2 exons. The record is from RefSeq and is a predicted model, not a curated record. NCBI's taxonomy places the organism in Eukaryota, Fungi, Ascomycota, Eurotiomycetes, Eurotiales, Aspergillaceae.
AUGGAGCCCACCAUGGAAACCACCAUGGACCCCAACGACAGCCCUCUCAGCAACCUCGAUGUGUGGUGCGACUGGAGCGGCAUCCAAGAAGAACCAGUGUCAAUCACAAUCGCCAUGGAGCUACAAACGUACCGCCAUUCCAACCUGACCUUACCAAUCCUCAAUGUCCAAUCGCCAAACACCGUGAAAACCCCAUCUUGGGUCAUCCGGCUGAAGCCUGACUCCGCCCACUAUGAUACCGACACUCCACCCGAGAAAGAGGCUCAGCGGCCUGUCCAGGAAUACAGUGAUGAGACUGAGAGUUACCCUGCCAAGAAUGUCUCCAUUUCUGAAUCUGGGAGUGUUGUUGUCCACGAUGGUUCGCGGGAUGACGAUCCUCAGGUGGAUACCUCGGGGAUUUACACCCAGGUUGAUAGCCCUGGUAGCUCAACCUCUUCUGACCCUCACAAGAGCCAGAUCAACAGUCUGGGUAGCCCGAACUCACCCAACCCUCGUAAGAGAUCUGCCAAGGCUGCUUCCCUGCCUGACUCUAUCCCUCCUGACGAUGAGUACCAAGGCACCCGCCACAAAGUUAUGAUGACCAAGAUCGACCCGUCGCUGGGACUGGAGCCUGUGUCCCGGAACACUAGCACCACCAAGAGCAUCGUUAGCUCAAUUCCAAUUCAAAGUCGUUCUGUCAGUCUGGAUGAACUUAGCGUGUUGUUUGAGAACAUACCUCCCAUUAUUCACUGUUGUUCUGCCAGUCUGGAAGAAACCGGCGUGAUGCCUGAGAACGUCUCUCCCAUUGACAGUCGUUCUGCCAGUCUGGACAAAAUCAGCGUGACGGCUGAGAAUAUUCCGUUGCAUCAAGAUUUGGAGCCAAUUGUGCCAGGUUCCCCGAGCGUUACAUCUGAGCAUCUCUCGCUAAACUGCAAGGGAGCGGCGGUUGACAAUGUACCCGAUGAAACUCCUCUGCACAGUGCAGAAACUCCUCUAAGCAAGAUAGACUUGAGUGGCACCGAACCACUCACCGAAGCGAACUUGCUCCAGCGGAAUUAUGAUACCCUUUCUACUCGUGGGUGCAACGGCAGCCUUUCUGACACCGAAUACAGUGAUAGAGAAAAGGAGGACCUGGUUCUUUCCCUUGAAUCCAUCGGGUCGCCAUCAUUCUUCACAUGCCCUGGGUUUAACCCUCUGCCCCAGACCCCUGCAGAAAUUGCCGAAAAACACAAGCCCAAGCUCAUCUUGGACAAUGACGUUCUUUACGUGCAGACCCCUUCCAUUGUCUACUCCGCGACAUACCAAAUCGCGAUUUCGCUCAAAGUCUGGCUGCAAAAAGGAAAAUCGAGAGAUUGGUGGGAGUUGGUUGUGAGUGGGCUGCCUCGACUGGCGCAAUUCGAGUUUGGUUAUCUCUACUUCCGAACACCCCCGGGCCAGGGGAUGGAAUUCAUGACUUCGUCUUUCAAACGACAUACGCUCGUGGAAAGCUGCUUGAUGGCCCAAUUCUAUGGUGGAAAAAGCCUCGUGAUUCCGUUCCGCAAGUGCAAUGCAGAAUACUACGGGCAACUUAAGGACUACAAAGUCAACACAGUCAUACGGGCCGAGGUGGCAGAGGCCAGCGAUCCAUCGUCCUAUCUGAUCAAAUACAAUGCUGUUUGCUCCAUUGAUCUCAUCAAUCACAACUUCUGGUCCGAGAAGUGCCAAUUCUACAUUUUUGUGCAUGGCGGCCCGGACGGCGAGUUUGAUGCCUUUUUUACAGCUAAAAAACCUCUCAUAAACUCAGUUCGGCUGCAGCCAGCAGAUGGCAGUGGAAUCUCGCGCAUCAAUAUCAUCAGCGUUCCCCAGGCUCUGGAGAUGUUCACGGUGUCGUGGGAUUUCAAGCUGCCAAGAGGCAAGGCUGUUACCUGGCUGCCAUGGAUCAAUACCACAUUCAGCUGCAAGGAUGCUAAAACUAUUCUCCAAGAUGAUUACAUCAUUUAUGGGCCCAAGCAUGAGGUUGUUCCUCUGAAGCAUCAGAGUGUUGAUACUAGGUGCCAAUUUUCAUGUGGUCAACUGGGUGAGCUUAACCGUUUUAAGCCUACAGUCCAUAAAACUCCACAUCUCCAUGGGCCUCUGUUUGGCAAAGUGCCAACUUCCAAGUCUACGAGUACACAGACCCUAGUUGCGGAAACUCCAGCUCUCAGAUCAAGAGUUGCCGUGACUCCAGUCGCUGAGCCAAAGAAGCCGCGCCGUGUACGCGGACUGUGGACCCUGUGGGCCCUGAUCAUGUUCUUUUUCCAACUGCUUUGUUUGCUGGCGUCUGUUCAUACCAUUUACUGGUCGUACUUGCUGCGCAACUGUGUGUUCCGCGAAGUGUAUGUCUAUGGCCCAGUGGACUACGCAGAGCAUUUUACGACGAAUGCUGAUGUGGAGAAAGAGGCGGACACUGUCCUGGCGGAGUUCAAUCUUCAACCUGAGCUGAUUCAAUCUGAAGUUCAGCAGUAUAUCAACACUACACCUGCCGACAUCACCCCAAUGCCCUUGAGAGACCGCAUUGAUUACUUUCUCGGAUGGCGAGGACCAAUUGCGCGGGGGUAA